This is a messenger RNA of Hyla sarda, 3009 nucleotides long. It is a transcript of the gene ACVR2A, whose product is annotated as activin A receptor type 2A. The record is from RefSeq and is a predicted model, not a curated record. Gene Ontology annotation, cellular component: plasma membrane; activin receptor complex. The coding region runs from base 475 to 2040 and encodes 521 amino acids. Gene Ontology annotation, molecular function: ATP binding; activin receptor activity; activin binding. Lineage: Eukaryota; Metazoa; Chordata; Amphibia; Anura; Hylidae. Gene Ontology annotation, biological process: protein phosphorylation; activin receptor signaling pathway; cellular response to growth factor stimulus. The transcript has 12 exons.
CAUCGUCCUCGUCAGUCACGCAGAGCUCUGAGCCGCCCGGCCCCGCCCUGGCUGUUAGUCGCGGAGGAGGAGGCGAGAAAACAAAAACAAUCGUUCGGCGCCGCCAUCUUGGCCCGAGCUCCGUGCGGCUGAAUGGGCAGCGAUGAGAGGACUCAGCGUGAGGAGGAGGAGGCGUCCUGUAGGCCGGAGCGCGGGCACUGAGCGGCCUCACCGGAGACAGUGACCGGACGGGGGGGAGGACAGGCCUGUGACCGUGCACCCAGAGCAGCCUCUCCCGUCCUCCGCCGUUACCCGCUUUAUACACAGUAGUGGCCGUCUUCUGCCCGCCACCCCCGGGACAUGGGGGCCCCGCUCUCCCGGCUGCUGCUGCUCCUCACUCUGCCUUCCGGCUGGUGACCGGCCCCGCUCCGCUCCCCGUCCUCCGCCAUACUAUUACCGCCAUUACUACUGUGCCGUGUGGAUCUAUCCCGAGCCAUGGGAGCCGCCACCAAGCUGGCCAUAGCCGUGUUCCUCAUCUCCUGCUCGUCAGGAGCCAUACUGGGGCGAUCGGAGACCCAGGAAUGUAUCUUCUAUAACGCCAGCUGGGAGAAGGACAAGACGAAUCAUAGCGGCAUCGAGCGCUGUCUGGGAGACCAUGACAAGAGGAGGCAUUGUUUCGCCACGUGGAAGAAUAACUCUGGCUCUAUAGAAAUUCUGAAGCAAGGCUGCUGGCUGGAUGAUAUCAAUUGUUAUGACAGGGCUGACUGUAUAGAAAGAAAGGAGAACCCGGAUGUGUUUUUCUGUUGUUGUGAAGGUAGCAUCUGUAAUGAACGCUUUUUCCACUCGCCGGAGAUGGAAGUCACUCACCCCACCCUAAAUCCAUUGCCGCCCAAACCGCCGCUGUUCAAUACUUUGCUUUAUUCUCUGGUGCCUAUCAUGGGAUUCGCUGUCAUCGUUCUCAUCUCCUUCUGGAUGUAUCGUCAUCACAAACUUGCUUACCCUCCAGUGCUGGUCCCUACACAGCACGCCUUUCACAUAAUGAUAGAGGAUCCGGGGCCUCCCCCGCCCUCUCCUCUGCUGGGGCUGAGGCCUUUGCAGUUGUUGGAGGUGAAGGCUCGAGGGAGGUUUGGUUGCGUGUGGAAAGCGCAGCUAUUACAUGAACUGGUGGCUGUCAAGAUAUUCCCCAUACAGGACAAGCUGUCUUGGCAAAAUGAGUACGAAGUCUACAGCUUGCCCGGUAUGAAGCAUGAAAAUAUCCUUCACUUCAUUGGCGCUGAGAAGCGUGGCACCAACCUGGACACAGAUCUGUGGCUGAUAACAGCUUUUCACGAAAAGGGUUCACUCACAGACUUUCUCAAGGCCAACGUGGUCACUUGGAAUGAACUCUACCACAUCGCCGAAACGAUGGCCAGAGGUCUGGCGUACCUCCAUGAAGAUAUCCCCGGACUAAAGGAUGGGCAUAAACCCGCCAUAGCCCACCGGGAUAUAAAGAGCAAAAAUAUACUCCUAAAAAACAACCUGACAGCGUGUUUAGCAGACUUCGGUCUUGCAUUAAAGUUCGAAGCGGGUAAAUCAGCUGGCGAUACUCACGGCCAGGUGGGCACUAGGAGGUAUAUGGCUCCCGAGGUGCUAGAGGGCGCUAUAAACUUUCAGAGGGACGCCUUCUUAAGGAUAGAUAUGUAUGCAUUCGGCUUGGUUCUUUGGGAACUGGCAUCGCGGUGCACGGCGUCUGAUGGUCCUGUGGACGAGUACAUGUUACCCUUCGAGGAGGAGAUUGGGCAGCACCCGUCUUUGGAGGACAUGCAGGAGGUGGUUGUACAUAAAAAGAAAAGGCCCAUUUUAAGGGAAUGUUGGCAGAAACAUGCAGGCCUGGCGAUGCUCUGCGAAACGAUAGAAGAGUGCUGGGAUCACGACGCAGAGGCGCGGUUAUCGGCGGGCUGCGUGGAGGAGAGGAUUAUCCAGAUGCAAAGACUCACAAACAUUAUCACAACAGAGGACAUUGUCACAGUGGUCACGAUGGUGACGAACGUGGACUUCCCACCCAAGGAAUCCAGUCUAUGAUACUUGCACUCGACCAACAGAACUCAUGAGCUGCUAUAAGCUAAGGAACGACUUUACCUCCUCCGAUGGUUGGUCUUUUAUUGCAAUGUCCUAUUAGACAGGACGCACCAGACUUGUUUCAUUCCACGUGACCUGGAACGGUUCUGUGAAAAAUAGAGGAAAAUUUUACAAAAACUGAAAAGAAAAAAAACUUAAGGAAUGACUAAAAUAUGAAGAAACACGGACCUCUCCGGAUAAUCCGCUGACACCUGUUUUAUAAAUGUCAGAAGAGACUGAAACCUUGAGUGAACUACUGCUAUAAAUAUAUAUGUAUAAAAAUAUAUAUAUAUACAUAUAUACACACAUAUAUACAUAUAUGUGUAUAUAUAUCAUAUGAAUAAUUUUUUUUUUAAUCAAAGCAUUUCAUUUUCAGAUCUAAAAGAAGAAAAGGGUAACUGUUUUUAUCGCCUUUGCUGUUGUGUUUCUAUCAAUGACUAUUGUAAUGCCAAUAUGACACAGCUUGUGAAUGUUCCCUGUGCUGCUGUUCUAUGUAAAGAAACCGAAAAGGAAAAAAAAAAUGUUUUUUUUUUUUUUUUUUUAAUGUGGGACAUUUUAAAGAGGCUUCCAGGCAUACGUUAACCUCCUUAAACAAGCUAUACCUCAGUUCCACACUCUCUAAAUUAAAUUAUACAUUUGCAAAAAAAAAAAACGAAAAAAACACUAAGCAAUUUUAAUAAUAAAUCAAACCAAUUUUUUUUAUAUCUACGUAUCACCAUUUUAAUGUGUUAUUUAAAGGAAAAAAAAACCUAUACGGUGCGUUUAACCCAUCAGUUGCCAUCCACCUGUCAUUCCCACCUCCUUGUCUCAGUGACAUGCAUGGCUCGUGGAUUAAAUACACAAUCUACUAAAUCUUGAUCACGGGAAGGGUUAAUGUAUCAGAUAGCCGUUCCUUAAAGGGGUACUCAGCCGCUCAGCGCUUGGAACAAACUC